CUCGCAGGAAAUACUCUUCCGUCCCCCAUCUUUGAACCUUCCUCCUCCUCCGCGCUGACCUACCCUCACCCUCCCCUCCCCUCCCCUCCCCUCCCCGGCGACAAACCAGGCCCUCCUACAUAGCGGCAAUCCAUUCCGGCCUCUCAGCCCGCAGCAGCACCCCCGCCGCAGCUCCCGCGACGCCGAGCCGGACGGACGGGAGGAACCACCGCCCCGCAGCACGCGCGCGCCGGUAGGGCGAGGGAGGGGAUCGAUGGCGAAGCUGUACGUGCAGGCGGUGCCCCCGCCGGAUCUGAACAAGAACACCGAGUGGUUCAUGUACCCGGGGGUCUGGACCACCUACAUCUUCAUCCUCUUCGUCUCCUGGCUCCUCAUCCUCUCCAUCUUCGGCUGCACCCCCGGCAUGGCCUGGACGCUCGUCAACCUCGGCCACUUCGCGAUUACAUACCACUUCUUCCACUGGAAGAAGGGAACUCCAUUUGCUGAUGACCAGGGGAUGUAUAAUAGAUUGACUUGGUGGGAGCAAAUGGACAACGGCAAGCAGCUUACUCGCAACAGAAAAUUUCUUGUUGUGGUUCCUGUAGUCCUGUACUUGAUCGCUUCGCACACCACAGACUAUGAACAUCCUAUGCUCUUUUUGAACACCAUUGCAGUCACAGUACUGGUUGUCGCGAAACUACCGAACAUGCACAAGGUCCGGAUUUUUGGAAUCAAUGCCGGUAACUAAGCGGCAGCAUCCCAGGGUAGACAGCACUCAAUAUCAUGUUUCAUUUGAAUGGCUGGAUGGUGUUGCACCUAGUUCUGAAUUCGCUCGUCAGAGUACCAGUGUGUAGUGUUUGAGAGCUGUUAGUAGAUGACAUGUGAUCAUUGUACAGAGAAACGCUAAAAGGCCUGAAAAAUGAUGCUGUUUUGCGACUUUGCCCGACACACGUUCUGUAGACUCUUUAUGCUGCUAUAUGUUUUGUUGCAAGUAUUUGUCACUUGAUACAUGUACA
Messenger RNA from Triticum dicoccoides, 995 nucleotides. Its product is annotated as ORM1-like protein 3. Lineage: Eukaryota; Viridiplantae; Streptophyta; Magnoliopsida; Poales; Poaceae. The record is from RefSeq and is a predicted model, not a curated record. Gene Ontology annotation, cellular component: endoplasmic reticulum membrane. The transcript has 3 exons. The coding region runs from base 254 to 727 and encodes 157 amino acids.